Molecule: messenger RNA, 694 nt
Organism: Amphibalanus amphitrite
Lineage: Eukaryota; Metazoa; Arthropoda; Thecostraca; Balanomorpha; Balanidae
Product: keratin, type I cytoskeletal 10-like
Exons: 2
Coding region: 62-499 (145 amino acids)
Source: RefSeq, a predicted model, not a curated record
UUCAGGUAUCAGUUCCUCCAAGCCCGCACAAGAUAACACUUCCAACAGCCCUGGCUGCAAGAUGAAGCUGGUCCUUCUCUUCGCUCUGGUGGCGGCCGCCUCAGCCUCUUUCUACGGAGGCAGCUACUACUACCCGGGGGCCUUCUCUUCCAGCUACUACCGCAGGUACUACUUCCCCAACUACUACUACAGCAGGGGCUUCUAUGGAGGUAACAGGUUCCUCGGAGGCGGAAUCUUCGGCAACGGAUUCGGCGGCGCCUAUGGAAACGGAUUCUAUGGAAACGGAUUCCUAGGAAACCGCUUCUUCGGAGGCGGAUACGGUAACCGUUUCCUCGGUGGAGGAUUCUACGGCAACGGACUCUACGGUAACCGCUUCUUUGGUAACGGACUGUUCGGCAACCGUUUCUAUGGUAACGGACUGUUCGGCAACCGUUUCUAUGGUAACGGACUGUUCGGUAACCGCUUCCUUGGCAACCGCUUUGGAUACGGAAUCUACUAGACGUCUUCAUGACUAAGUUGGCACUGCGUGUUACCAAUGUAUUCGAAUGUGACAGCUUUUCAAGAGCUGUAACCGGAUUUUCCAUGAAAUAUCUGUAAGAAUAGCUGCGUGAGUGUGUGCUUGUAUGUGUGUUACGACACUGUCCAGUAUUUGUGUGGUUGCUGCUGAGAAGCAUGAAUAUAUUUUCGAAGCUGC